AUAUUGGACUCAUGGCUUUUCUGCAGUUAAAUUCUGUGAAGGAACUAAGUUAGCAACACAGAACUGCUGAAAUUGUGCUGAAGGGUUUCACAAUGGCUUUGAUCAGAAGAGACUUGGAUUAAAUCGUGUCUGUUGCAGAGAGUUCUGCAAAGGGCAGAGAUCAGAGGGGCUCACAAAGAUGUGCAUUAUUACCACCCAGAAUUAUUUUACAGGAGACCCUUAUCAUUGAAAGUUAACUCCUUUCUUAACUUUAUUAAUUAAGAAGCUGUUUACAGCCAGCAGCUACUGGGAGAGCUUAAAAAACAAACAAGAAGAGAGCUGAAUUCCGUGGCCCUCUCGGCUCCCUCACUCAGUGCUUUGUCUGUGUUGUUUUUCCAGCACUGUUUUUCCUUGAGCCCAGCAUUUCAUGUUGAGCUGUUCUCAUACCUCAAGCUGGUUUUCUUUUUCAUGCUCAAUGCUAAAGGUUGAGUGAAUUCUCCCUUGAAUUUGCUCGGAAGGUUGUGAUGGCAAUGAGGAAGCUCCAGUACCUUCUCUAUGAAUUCCUGCUUGGUGCUGCAGCCCAGCACCUUGAAUGGCUGAUUAGUGUCUCUGUUCCUGGCAGCUCAAGAUUAGAAGAGCAUUUAUGUCCAGUGAAAUAUUUUUAUUAGUUUCUAAUUCUAUUAUUUAUUUCUAUUAGAAAAAUUGAUUGUAAACUUCUCCCAUGCAAGUCUUUGUUCAGAAAAAAAAAUUUGUCUAAGAAUUUUUAAAGGAGCAGAUGAGGGACUGGUGCCAUCAAUUCUAAUCCAGGUUAAGGUUUUUAUUGGCCUUUGUCUGCUAUUUCCUCUGUGUCACCAUUAUUUAACCUUUUUUGUCAAACUGAAUUUCUGUAUAUGAAAUGCCCUCUUUGAAAAAUAUGAUGUCGACUUUUCUUAAAUGGCUUUGUCCCUCAGGAUUUGGAGUUCUUUGGAACCUUCUUAAUCCCAUUAUGAAAAUAGGGUUGGACACAGUGGUGUCUCAUCCCAGUAUUUUUGCUCUUAGACAUCUGCAUUGAUUCUAUAGUGUGGGGCACUAUUUAUGCUUCUCUCCAGUGCUGUGCAUAGCUCCCUCCCUUGUUUAUAUCCUUUUCUUAAACCAUUUUAGGCUUUUUCCUCACGCCAGAAGCCUAAAAGUUAAGCUCUUAAAAAUGAAAGAAACUUGAGAAGGAGACAUAACAGUCUGGAGACAAUUUCACUGCGCUGUUGACAAUAUCAUAUUUUUCAAAAAUAAAUAUCCCACAGAGCACCAAAAUGCCACUGUGUUGAGUUCAGGCUGUGUCUCCAUGGGGCCACACUCAGAGCCCGUGGGCUGCACCAGGGCACAGCCUGCACUGGCCGUAGCCAGGGCUGUCCCUGUAAAAUCACAGCUUUGCAUUGGCAGCUCUGCAGCUCAGGAGCUGCAAAAAUCCCCCCUGCAACGGCUGCUCCGAGAAAUGAAUUCAGCUGGGCUUUGGUCUGGGCAGGGACAGAAUGCAAAAGGAAGGUUUGGUGCCUUCUGCUCCUGGCCAGAGGUGCAGCUGGCAUUGAAACAGGGUGCUAAAACAUGAGCUCAGCUCUAUAAACCCCUGAAGUUGUGUCAUUUUGCACCAGCAUUUCCCUAGCAGGGAGUGGUGGCGAGCAGGGUCAGCAGCCACUUUUUGUCUCCAGUUCGUGUUGUGACAAAACUGGGUUAUAUACAACGUGUAUUUGUGGAGUUAAAGGGCUGCCCUCUCAUUGCUCCUCAGAAUAAAAUGAGAAUAGUUCCAGUGAAGAAGAAUCAAGUGACUUCUGCUGGGCCUUUCAAAUGCAACAGUUCAUUUAUUGUGUAAAGGUAAGUUAUAUUUUAGCUGUUGCUCUGCAGCUCCCACAUGAUGAUUCAUGCUACCAGUUUUUCUUCUAUUAAUAGUUUACAGAGAGUGCUUAAAUUUAGAUUGAAUUCCAUCUCCUAGUCUGUCAUGCUGAAUAGCAUUGAGAGAAAUAAAGCCACAGUCUGUUUGGGCAGUGCCUUUUACGGAGAGUAGUCAACUCCUGACAUGAAAUCACUGAAAAUCCUGACCCAGCCUGGAUUCAGACUCUGUUGGGGAUAUGGUUUGCAUUUCCCUGUGAGGGCAAAUCUUACCUUGACUUCAGCUGCUUCUCCUUAAGCCUUUGGUAAAAGCUGAACUCGUCCUGUGCUGGAAUUGAAGAGUUUGUGCAAAAAGGCCUCAGUCUCUGACAUGAGAGCAUCCUUCGUUAUGGUUUUAGCCACGGGCAUUGCCAGCACAAUUCUGCUUGUGUAACUUUGAUUAAGGAGACACUCCUCAGAAAAAUCGAGCUUUUUCCAAUGUUGAUUUUAAAAAUGCUGUCAAAUAUUUAAUGUUGAGCAAUGUGAGUGAAAUAAUCACGUAUAUACAAACAUACAAACAACACAUACAUAACAAUCACGUAUAUACAAACAUAGAGAUUUUUAUAGAUAUCUCUGUCUGUAAUGCUGAAGGAUUUGCUGGUACAUCCAAAGGACCUCGAAUAACUGUGCCCUCAUCCCUUCUUUUAGACUAACACAGGUGUCUUCCAUUGCUUUUGAGGAGACUCAGGCAGUAUUUGUGGGAAUAGGAUAUGUACAAGUCAGAACUCACCAUUUAAAUGUCCUGUUUAACAACACUGAGCACGUGUGCUAAUGCAGUACUCAGUUUGAUGUUCUUGGCAAAAUAUGCAUCCCUUAAAUGUCAUUUUGCACAUAUUAAAUAGUUCAGUCUAGUUAGAAAGAAAAAUUUCAUGACAGAGAAGAGCCUCAAAACUGAUAAAGCAUUAAUCUCUUUGUAAAGACAGAAAUAAUUUUUCUGUUUAAAAUGAGAUUAAUUCUUCCAGGUUCUGUCCUAGGCACACUGAUCCUUUUCAGUGCUCCACAUGGAAGCCUCAGUAGCUGGGUGUGAUUUUCUGCCUCCCAGGGUGGCAGGCUGUGUUUGGUUAGGAGCCUGAUUUGUGUUCCAGGGGUAUCCCUGACCUGCCCAAGGUGUCGCUCCUGCAGUGCCAGCAAAGAGAAGGGUGAGUUUCACAACAGGUCUCGAGCUUGAGGCUUUUAUUUACUUUGCUCUCACCUUUUUGAAGGAAGCAUUUCAAGGGUUGUUCUACAGACGCUUUCUAGAGUUUAUUGCUUGAGCUGAGUUGCUAAGUCUGAGGAGUGCAAAUACUCUUAUCACGACUUUUCAGCUGCCCAAAACUCAGGAGUGUGCCUUGUUCAGUGAGACAAUGAACAGGAUGUUACUGCAGCUCUGCUUUCCAGGAAUGAGAAAGCAUUUCUUGGAUCCACAUAGGAGAAUCAGAAAAUUUAACUCCUGUCCUUGCAGUCCUGGGUCCUUUCAGCUCAGAGCCAGCUCAGAACGUGUGGCAGUGCCUUCCCCUGGCUGCGGGGCUGCUGGAAGCUGUUCUGUUUGCAGGAGGUCUCAGUCUGUCUCUUCAUGUCAUCCCUUCUCAAACUGUGCCUGGGCACAGCAGCCACAGCAGUGCUGGUUUAUUCUCCAGAGUGACCAAGGGAGGUUGCACUCUCAGGUGCUGCCAUCCCCUGCAUUUAUUAUUAUAAAAAAACCCCAAAAAACCCAAAAAAACCCAGAAAAACAAAGAAAAGAUAGAAAAGCUGUUUGUAUUCCUCCUGUCAAUUUACUGAAAUUGGCCACUGGUAAGGGAGGGCCUAAAUAGAAAUACCCAGAGGCAAGGACAGUGAACAUGGAAUAUACACAAGAAUUAUGGUUUGAUACUUGGCAGGGACAAUGGCAUAGAACCACUAGAAAACCAGUUAAUUUUUUAGUUCAAAAGAAAGGUAACAGACCUAUUCAGAUCCUAUUAGAGUAAUGGAAGUUAUCCUGUCCAACUGCUGCCUAGGACAUAAACCAGCAGCUGCUCAUUAUGAACACAGGUACUUGUGCAGAAGUGAGAAAUGAGCAUGCAGAAGACAUGGAGGGCUCUGGGAGGUGUUGAGACUGAUCUCAAGAUCUUGGGUCACUGCAGAGUUCCCAGCAGAUAAAAUCAGUAGGUGACAGUGGGGACCUGAUGUGCAAACUGGAGUGGCCCGUGAGGGAAGGAACCAGUGUUGGGUGCUCCUGGUAUCAGAACACUUCCAUGGAAGAAAAGUAAUUUCUAAGAAGCUUUAGAAGCUGAGAGCAUUGUCAGCCAGUCCUGUGAAAGUACUUGGGCGGUUGCUUUGGAUCUUCUGACUUGCAGAUUUAAAAGAAAAUCUAUGUAGUCUCCAUUAAAUACUCUUAAAAUUGGUUAGCUGCAAAAAUCGAAGAGUUGCAACUGGGAAAAGAAACACCCAAUGAUGCAUUUCUGGGGUCCUUCAAAGGUGUGGUGAUCAACACUGGUGACCUGGGAAACUUGUAAGGUGAUCUAUUGAGGAUGGGAUGGUUGGAAUAAACCAGUCUGCCAGUUCAGCAAAGGGGGUUGACUGCAACAGCUUUGGUUCAAUGUAUUCAGGAACAAAAUAAUAUUUAGAAACUGCAUCUCUGCUCCUUAAGAGUGUUUUGAUUUCCAGCUUUCAUUGAUUUCAGUGGGAGAGAUUAAUUUGGAUGGCUUUGGGGAUCUGGGCCAAAGAGUGAGGCAGCCUCUGCAAUACAGGAAACACUGCCCUGGAAAGGAGCAGCGCUGAGCAGAUCAGCAGAGCCUGGCAGGCAGCUGAUUUUCACUUGCCCCUCUAGUUCAAAAACAACAGCAUGGCAUAAAAUUUCAUGGAAUAUCAACUAGGAGUGGGAAAACACUACCUCUUGUCCAGGGCAGAUGUGAGGCCAUUACAUGAACAGUAUCCCGUUCCUAGUGUCAGCAUUUUUUUAAAAAGCUCUGGUAAACAUCAUGUAGGCAGAUGGCAUUUCUAAAUCUAUCAUUUAUGCAGCAUGUUUUGAUGAGGCUUCUAAUUUUCUCAUCUCCCACUUUUGCUUUUUCUCUUGACUUGGCUGGUCAGUGUAUGUGUUCCUUAAAAUCAUUUCUUGUUAGUGUGUGGUAAAUUACACCAGCUUUUUCUGUAACUUCCUGGGAAAAAAAUGACUUUUUUUCCUCCCCAGAGGAUUCCCAUUGUGUUUGGAGCAGCCCUCAGUGUGCUCUGGAGCUCCCAGCUGCGUGGCUGAGCCAGCCCGUGGACCAGCCUGCCUUCCUGGCUGGGCUGGGAGUGCAGGGGAGGGCAGCUCAGGGCUGGGUGCUGCUGGCAGAGAUGGAUUUUCAGUGUUUAGCUGCUCGUAGAUUUUGAGGCUGGCACUGAAGGGGCUGGUGCAGUUCUGCUCCCUCUUUCCCUUGUUACACCAGGGGAAUGUAGAGCUCCGCUGGUGCUGCUGCUGCCGGGGAAGCAGUGCUGGGGGCCAGUGCUGUGGGAAUGCUUUUGGGAAUCCAGAAUGAAACCUCACUGCAGGACACAACCUGCGCCCAUCCCUGCACCAGCCGGGCCUGGGCUGGCUGUCACCGAGAAAGGAGGAAACUGCAAGUGAAGAAGUUUAAUGUUUGCUUCAGCUGAAGAGAAUAUUUCCCAAGUCCUGGUGGGAAAAGGUGAAAAAGAGGACCAGAGGAUGUUGCUAGUAGGUAUGGAGAUGACAGGAAGUCAUGACUAGAAGGGGGAUUGUCAACAGGAAACCGAGCUCAGCAGCCGAUGUGACACUGCUGUACAGUGCAGCUGCAGUGCUGUGCUGCCUGCUGGACUCUGAGGCCUGGGGAGCUCUGUCUGUCUCCAAGAGAGAUUCUCCUGUCCCUUUGUCUGCUGGAUGUUGAAUUAUUCUGCACCUGGUUAAUCCACUUUGCUGACCCUGGGCUCUUUUUCUGGACACCAGCUACUGUCAAGCCCUUGAACAGCUCUGAGGAGAAAGAUGUGUGUGUGAGCAGCCUUCCCGGGCUGGCAGCCGAGCACUGCACGGACCCCAGGCAGCUUUGAGGUGUCUUGGCUGUUCAGUGCUCUGCAGAUAUGAACGCUGAGCUUUGGGCCUGGUUGUUCUCACCAUGCUAGUACAUGGGAAGGACGACUUCCUCUCAGACAUCGCCUACAUCAUCCUGGAGCUGAUCAUCGCCGUGCUGGCCAUCCUGGGGAACAUCCUGGUCUGCUGGGCCGUCUAUCUCAACAGCAACUUGCAGAACGUCACCAACUACUUUGUGGUGUCCCUGGCUGCUGCUGACAUCGCUGUGGGUGUGCUGGCAAUCCCCUUCGCCAUCACCAUCAGCACUGGCUUCUGUGCCUUCUUCUAUGGCUGCCUCUUCAUUGCCUGCUUUGUCCUGGUCUUGACUCAGAGCUCCAUCUUCAGCCUCCUUGCUAUUGCCAUCGACAGAAUCAUUGCCAUCAGAAUACCCCUCAGGUACAAUGGCUUGGUGACCGGCUCUCGAGCCAAAGGCAUCAUUGCCAUCUGCUGGGUGCUGUCCUUCAUCAUCGGCCUGACCCCGAUGCUGGGGUGGCACAAGCGUGCCCAGAUCGAAGAGCUGGGUUCCAACUGGACCUCUCCCAUCAACUGCAGCAACAGCAUGGUGGCGUGUCUCUUCGAGGCCGUGGUCACCAUGGAGUACAUGGUCUACUACAACUUCUUUGCCUGUGUGCUCCUGCCCCUCCUUCUCAUGUUUGGUAUCUACUUGAAAAUCUUCAUGGCAGCCCGGCGCCAGCUCAAGCAGAUGGAGAACAAGAUGGUACACGGGGAACGCUCCCGCUCCACGCUGCAGAAGGAAGUCCAUGCAGCCAAGUCUUUAGCCAUCAUUGUUGGGCUGUUUGCAGUCUGCUGGCUUCCACUACACAUUAUUAACUGCUUUACCCUUUUUUGCCCGAAUUGUGCCCACGCUCCCCUCUGGCUGAUGUAUCUGGCCAUUAUCCUGUCUCACGCUAACUCGGUGGUAAACCCCCUAAUUUAUGCCUACCGUAUCAGGGAGUUCCGCUACACCUUCCGUAAAAUCAUCAGCCAGCACAUCCUGGGCAGGAAGGAGCCGUUCAAGGUGGGAGCAGCCAGCUCCAGGACUUCCACCCACGGCGGGGACGCAGAGAACGCCAGCAUACGGAUCAGUGAGUAUGCGCUAGAGGUGUACACCAACGGAGAGAUCCACAGGGACCCCGAGAAGCAGGACUUAAACAAAUGCAAAGCUGGCUUGGAAUGGCACCAGAAUGGAAAUGCUCUGGACUUGGACACAAACGGGCAUCUCCUACACUCCUGCAAAAAUGGGAUUCUCUCAGAUGCGUGCCUGAACAGGGAGUGUCACAGUGAAGAGCUUAUUGAUGCCCAGGUGUCUUACUCAGAUCUGGAAAGAGCAGCCUUUGCUGCAGCUGACGUUUCCUGAUGAGACUUCCAAAGUUUUCCUGGUAGAAUUAUUUUUUUUUCCAUUGGUGACCUCUGCCACGGCAGAAAGCGAGGUUGGGGGGCGGGGGGAGAGCAGUGUACUCAGAUCGCUGUGGAGAAAGGGGUCCACAUCCAGGACUAUAGGAUGAUCCUAAACACCAGACUGGAGAAAAGCCAAGAGACCACUGACGUGGACUGAGGAAGGAGGGACACGUUGCCCAUCAAUGACCUGUCACCAAGAGCAGUGCCGAGGCCGAGCAUGGCGUUCCAAGUUCAGCACUGGGAGGCUGCUGAUGCAGGGAUUUCGUGACACUCUGCUGUACUGUGCCUGUGGUUGAGUGUUGGUUUUGCUGUCUUUAUCAAUGGGAAUAGAAGCAUGGCUGGAAGUAUUACCUGAAUAACAAAGAGCAACUGGGAAGAGCCUCUUAGGACUGCAGCCCUGUAACACACAGAAGGGGAGAUAACAAAAUCUGUUGUGAGGAAGGAUGCCAGGAGCUGCUUGGAGAAGGAAGGAAUUUACCUGAUGGGAACUCUAGAUGCUUUCACCCAUGGCACUUUGUCUUUCAGUUUGUGUUUUUAAAGCUUAUACUGCAACAGGUUGCUCAAAUGAUUUUGUUUUCCACGUGAUGAUAAGGUUACUUUACGUUAAGUUAUAAAAGAUGGGCAAGAACUCAUAUCCGUUCCCUGAGUGCUCAGUGUUCCAGAUGCACGUGGCAAAUAUCACCUCUUAGCACUCCACUUUGUCCAACAAAUCACCAAAGCUGAGCCUUGCCAAGGAUUUCCCCUGGCAAAAGGGCAGUCAGCAGGACGUGGUGCUGCGGGCCAGGGCUCGGGCUGUGUCCUCAGGGCAGGGCUGUGAAGGGCUGUGGGUGUGUGAGCUCCUUGCAGGCUGGUGGCACUUUCUGCUUUCCCCCAUCUCUGCACUUCUCCUCCUGAGCUCCUGGAAUGCAAAUUCUUUCCAUGGCCCCAGAUGUGUGUGAGGGGAAGUCACAUUCCACAUUUCAGUCAUCUUCAUCCUCAACAGGCUGAGGGACUUCUUUCUUCUUUCUUGGGAUAAAGAACAACCCCCACACACACCGUGACCUAAUUUUGGAAUUCCAAUGAGCUCUAUUUAAAAACCUUUUCUCCUGUGAUUUCAGUUUUUUCCUGUGAAGCCUGAUGUGUCCCUGUGGUCCAGAGGCCAACAGAGCUGGGCCUGUCUGGUUAGAAGAUGCUCCUGUUCUGAGAAGCUGAAAGGUGUCAGUAGUAGUGGAACUCAGCUUAGAAACUCUACUUUCUCUAGAAGAGAACAGGCAAAUCUGUGCUGCAGCAAGUGUACACACUGCUGUGGUUUGUUGCAGAGGUGUUUAUCACUGCAGUUUGGUAACUUUCUGUGUCACAGGAAGUCUGGCAGCUCAAGGACAGCGGAAAACCACAUCAGCUUGAACUCUACCUGAAGACUGUCUGGGUUUUGUUUUGCAGAUAAAUAAUCAAUGUCCAGUACUUCCAGCCUUCUGGAGAUUCAGGCAGUAGUGGUCCUACUGGGACACAAAAAGUCUGGUAGUAAUUCCAGGGAUCUGAAGUUUAUUCCCUAGCUGAAAACGUCACAAAUAUCCUCCCCCUAUCUUGCUCCUCCUUGUGUCUGUCCACUAACCUUUCAGAAGCCAAGGGAAACUGGAUUUUCAUGCCUGAGGAAGAGCAGGUUAGGUUUGCAUGUUCUUAUUCCAUGUUUAUUUUAUACAUUGUGAACUAUUUAAAUGAAAAAUGAGUUUUAUUUUGAGGAGAAUUUUCUUUUUGCCAGCUUCCCUACAUACAUGUGGGGAGAAGUCUGUGAUGCUGAAUGUGUUUGAGCAUGUAGCUGCUCCGGGCUAGCACAAAGCUUACUGUGAGAUGGAUAAAAAGAUGUGGCUGCCACCACAGUCCUUAGCAGAAAGACAGGCCAGUUUGUAAAACAAUAGAGUUGGGGGUUUAAUUGAACUCUACUUUCUUGGCAGGGCUCUUCCCCACAGCCUGACGUCAGAGGAGAGGAUUAUCACUGCAGCACCAUUAAGGAACACUAAGCCAUUUCCCUGGGACUGGCGUCAUAGGUAGCUCCUCUCUAGGGUGACUUGGGAUCUCGUUCCUCUGGAUCCUUCUUGAUGGAAUAUUUCUCUAGGUUAUUUGUGUGAUGGCUGCUCUGACCUCAUGUGACAGUGGCAGAGGAACUCAGGAAAAUGGGGGGCUGUUCUGUUCAGGCCUCAGCUGGGAGCUGAAAUGUUUCUAAGAAUAGCACAAGAUUACAUCCGGCACUCAUGUCAAUAACAAUUAGGUCCACAAAGACCCAGAGCAGGGCAGGAAGUGUGGGAAAAUACCAGCAUUGCUCAUGUGCUGGAACACACACAAGUGCAGAAGUGUUGCCUGUUGAGCUUUAGCUGCCAUUGUAAAGGGAUGGUUUGCAUUGGAUCAGACUUUCAACACUUGGUGUGGCUUGGUUGCUUUCUAUUGUUUCCUGAGCAUCUCCACACUUCUGGCAGUUUCUUGCUUGGGUGCCCCAAGAAUCAAGCUGAUCUAUGUUCAUGGACAAACUUUGAAUUGUUUUGCUUUCCAGAUUGCUCUGGAAAAGUUUCCUGCCUGACCAGAUCACCACACAAGCUUACUGACUUUUGAUGUCUUGAAUUUCGCUUCUGUGUUGCUGCUUGAGCUGCCCCCAAGUGUAUCCAGUCCCUUUCAGUAUUAGUGAUCCAGACCUGAGUGAAAAGGGUGUGUGCAGGAGGUGGGCAGGGUGUGGAGAGCGUGGUUUGUGGAGCUGUCUGCAGUCACAGGAAGGAAGGGAUGGCAGCUGUACCACGUGCCAGGCCUUCUGGCAACCAUGUGGCUGAGAUGGACCCUCAGAGGACGUUUCUGAAGCAGUUGUUGGGGAGAGCAGGAGCUUUUUGAGCAGAAUUUUGGACUUCAUAUUGCUUGUUUCCUAGGGAUCAUAAUUUCAGGGCUUCCCGCUUUUUGGGUUUUCCUUAAAAAAAAAGCAAUAGGUCCCAUCAAUGCAGUGUGCUCUUUCCUUCUCCUGGCAGCUCUCCACUCUUGAGAGAAGUACCUGCCUUCCAAACUUCCUAGGACCACUCAUGUGCCCAUUUUUCUUCCAGCUGGAGAACAUUUAGUUGAUCCAGCUGUCCUGGAUAAACAAAGAUGGUGCCAAGACAAAGGGAAGAAUGAGGUGACUAUCAGGAGAGGCUGGAGAAGACCUUCUUGGGAAUCCCAGGUGCAGUGGGUCCAGAGAGCAGGAGCUAGGGUCAGCAGAGACUAAUUUCAUUUAUGAAUGAGAGCUCCUUGCUAGAGAAGUCUGAAGAUGCUUAGAGAGAUGUGGUGCUUCAUUUGGCAUGAGGGCAUUCCAUGAAUUUCACCAUUCCCUGAAGACUCUUAGGCUCCAGAGUUUAUUUGCUUUUUAAGCGUUUUGGCGAAAGCAAAGUUUGAUCAGUUGCCAGGAGUAAUUUUACCAAGAGUUCUUGGGGCUCUCUCCUCAAUAGGGCACUGCUUUUCUGUGUGUGCAAAUAAAUUCAUUUACAGCUGUAUCCUGCAGAGUCCCUUUUGGAUCAGUGAUAUUUCAAAGCUCUGUGCGAGCUUGAACUGCAGUUCUUGAACCAAGAAGCAAUUUGGCAUGGUGGGACAGCUGGGAAUACUGGAGACAAAAAGGGUUUCUCACUGGUCCCAGCUGGUGCUAGGGUGCAGGUGUGGACUUGGAGUGACACAGAAUAGUCUGAACCUUUGAUUGGUUUUCAAGAGGCCUCAGGGGAUGCUGGUGGAUAUAGAGAAGUCUCUGAGGUGUGGAAGACUGGAGGGUCAGGAUGGACAGGAAUUCUUGGUAGUGAAGGAGCAUUUGUAGAGUAGGUGUUUGGGAGGAUUUCAGGGGAGCAGGAAUGUGCUGUGGGGUGCUGUGGGGUGUAAAGAUGAUGCUGGCUUGAGACCAGGGUGUGACCUGCUGAGGAAGGACUCUGGAGGGACGUAGAGCUUCACAGCUCUCCUGGGGUCACUGCAAGGUUCAGCCCUUCUGGGGUGUGCACAGGGUUGACUUUGUAGGGUCUAUAUUGACUGGGGCAGGGAUGGUUCUUAGGGAUGAUGUCCUUUCCAGAUACAUUUUCCCAUUUCAUCAGCACAUCCAGGUAUAACAAAUCUCCUUCUGCUUCAUGAGCGUGGGCCCCACCUAAAACCAAAUCCUUCCAGCCAAGUUCUGUGCAAGGACAAACAGGCUGCAGUGGUGCCAUAAUGCAUUAAACCUGCAUGCAGUACUCUGGUGGUGUUUGCUAAGUUCAGCUGCCUAAAAGUCAGUUCUCUCCCAAAUUAUUUUGGGCAUCAAAUUGCACUGAGUCAUUUCAGCCUUUGUUCUUUCCAGCCCUGAGCUUCUGGCUAUCUUUAUGGCAAAACACAUGAAGAGUAACAAAAAUCACCAGUUCCUCAUUUGCAUGAGAGGUGCCUAACCCUGACAGAUGAGAAUCCCAGACUUGGACAAUGCUGUGUGUAACUCCCCAUCUUGCUUGCCUGCCGGGGCUGUUCACACAAAAAUGUGUUAAAAUCAAGACUGGAACCUGUUGAUCUGAGAACAUCCUUCACUCCCCUCACUGUCUCGGGAGCUGGUGUUCCUGCCCUGUCCUGUGGAGAGGUUCUCUGUGGUCUGCAAACCAAGACACUAUGAACACCUUGCUGCACAUGCUGUCAGUAUGAAAUAAUUACUCUUUUAAUUUAAAUGUUUUAUGAUAUAGGUGUUGUUUUCCCUCUGUCAGUUACCAUUGGGGGGGGUGGGAAGGGGGUGGGAGAAUCUGUGCAUGCAAAUGUAUUUAAAGUGCAUUGACCAAAGGUUUUUUGAAUCUGUGAAGUUUUCAUAUCUGUGAAGUCAUCAGACUGCUGGGCAGUGAGGAGCCGCUGGUGCUGCGGAGUCUGUCUUGGUUACAUUUCUUAAUAAGCAUUAAAAUAAUAAAAUAUAUUUGUAAAAGAGA
Messenger RNA from Prinia subflava (tawny-flanked prinia), 12195 nucleotides. RefSeq names its product adenosine A2a receptor (gene ADORA2A). Gene Ontology annotation, molecular function: G protein-coupled adenosine receptor activity. The record is from RefSeq and is a predicted model, not a curated record. Gene Ontology annotation, cellular component: plasma membrane. Lineage: Eukaryota; Metazoa; Chordata; Aves; Passeriformes; Cisticolidae. Bases 5943 to 7253 code for a protein of 436 amino acids. Gene Ontology annotation, biological process: adenylate cyclase-activating G protein-coupled receptor signaling pathway; G protein-coupled adenosine receptor signaling pathway. The transcript is spliced from 3 exons.